Molecule: messenger RNA, 1683 nt
Organism: Falco peregrinus (peregrine falcon)
Lineage: Eukaryota; Metazoa; Chordata; Aves; Falconiformes; Falconidae
Gene: UFM1
Product: ubiquitin fold modifier 1
Exons: 6
Coding region: 142-399 (85 amino acids)
Biological process (GO): protein K69-linked ufmylation
Cellular component (GO): nucleus; cytoplasm
Source: RefSeq, a predicted model, not a curated record
CGCGGCGGCCGGCGGGGCAGGGCUGGCGCGGCGCGGCGGGCAGGCGCGCGGCGGGCAGCGCAGGAGGCGGAAGGGGCCGCGAAGGCCCCUCGGGCGCCGGGUGACGUGUCGGCGGGGAGCGGCGCGGCGCUCGGCGGCAUCAUGUCGAAGGUAACCUUUAAAGUGACGCUGACCUCGGACCCGCGGCUGCCCUACAAAGUGUUAAGUGUGCCUGAAAGUACCCCUUUCACAGCUGUCUUGAAGUUUGCUGCAGAAGAAUUCAAAGUUCCUGCAGCAACGAGUGCCAUUAUAACAAAUGAUGGUAUAGGAAUAAACCCUGCGCAGACUGCGGGAAAUGUAUUUCUAAAGCACGGUUCGGAUCUACGGAUUAUUCCCAGAGAUCGAGUUGGAAGUUCUUAACAUCUCGUGAAAGCUUUGGAAUAAGUGACAUUGCCAUGCAGCAAAGGUCUAUUUAUUUUGGAACUCUGAAAUGCAACUAAUUAAUUGGCCUUUUUCAAAGUUAGCAAAAGUGACUUCCCAGGAUUUGAUUUUUUUUAAACAGAGAUAAAGAUUCAUUCUAUUCUUAAUAUAUUUUAACUCGUGCACCAAUUCUUCCCUGACUAGUAGAAGAAUGGGCUGAUUGCAUGUUAUGUGCCUGAACGAAAGACGGACUUCUCUGUAUAGGUGUUACUGACACCACAAGGGUGACCACACAGCCACGAUCAAUAGAUAUUUAAAAUAUUGGAUAUUGUUGAGCCUCCUUUGUGGAACUAUGUUAUGAUUUUCCUAUAAUGAAAUUGUUCCUACUGAGAGCUAAAACUUUUUCUUUUUUUUUUCCUUUGUUUUUUAUCUAAAUUUACUUCCAUGUCAAGAGGAACGGUUUUCACAUGGUUCAAGUAUUAAGCUCAAAUACAAGGGAAAUUUCAGGGGUUUAUUACUCACAUAGGUAAAUAACUGCCAAAUGUUCCAAAGUAAUUGUAAGAUUUAAUUGUUGCAAGUAUUUUAGAUAAAGGAGAAAACAGGUUUCUAUAUGUUAAAACUUAAUUUGACCUAUUGUGAAGUCAAAGGCAGUUGUAGAGAAUGAAUUUAUGAGACCUUACCUCCUCAUGUGAAGUGUCAUCAGCUGAGAAAGAUUGCAGCGUUGUUUGGGAGUCUGUAGGUACUGGUCAAAUACAUCAUUCCUUUUUCAGUAAACUAAUACUGUUUCUUUCCAAAAGCCUUGUUGUGUUACUGCAUGUUACAUGGGAAACAGCGUAGAAUUCACUGAAAUGUUUGUGUUCAGAUUAUAUGUUUCUUGUUUAUAAAUUGCCAGGGGUAAACUAUCAGUUGUGUAAUUUAAUUAGAGAAAUUGCUGCUUUUUUUUGCUACUUUGUGAUUUAAUGUAUUUGGCAAAAUCUUAACCCUGUUGCAUUUUUUUCUGUCGUACUGAGUUUAACAGAAAGAACAAUGGGCAAUGUAGUGCUUGGUUAAAUGAGUAUUGUCACAAAUACAACUGUCCUGUGCAAUAAUUCUGCUCUGGAAAGAUGUUCAGAUGCGUCAGUGCAGAAGUACAGAAUGCCCUUCUGAGUGGGUGGAAGUUGAUCAUAUAGAGGAAAACUCUUCUGAAAGUGAUAUUUGACUAUAAACAUUUUCCAACUCUAAAAUUCAUUGUAAAAUUCUGGAUUUUCUUUUCUUUUAAUAAACAAUUAUAUGAAAAAGUGCAAA